GCAGCCCAACCGGCGCCAGAGCACAGGGCCGGUCUUCCUGAGCCUCUUCCGCUUGCCGGCUGCGGCGCCUGGGACGGUUGCGGUGGGUCUGGGCGCUGGGAAGUCGUCCAAGAUGAUUAAAAAAUUCGACAAGAAGGACGAGGAGUCUGGUAGUGGCUCCAAUCCUUUCCGGCAUCUGGAGAAGAGUGCUGUCUUACAGGAGGCUCGUAUAUUCAAUGAAACACCCAUCAAUCCAAGAAGAUGUUUGCAUAUUCUUACAAAGAUUCUGUACUUAUUGAACCAGGGGGAACAUUUUGGAACUACGGAAGCCACAGAAGCCUUCUUUGCAAUGACUCGAUUGUUUCAAUCUAAUGAUCAAACAUUGAGACGAAUGUGCUACCUUACCAUCAAAGAAAUGGCCAACAUCUCUGAGGAUGUGAUAAUUGUUACAAGCAGUUUGACUAAGGACAUGACUGGAAAGGAAGAUGUGUACCGAGGCCCCGCCAUCAGGGCUCUCUGCAGAAUCACUGAUGGAACGAUGUUGCAGGCCAUUGAAAGAUACAUGAAGCAGGCCAUUGUGGAUAAAGUCUCCAGUGUGUCCAGUUCAGCACUGGUAUCUUCCUUACACAUGAUGAAGAUAAGCUAUGAUGUGGUUAAGCGCUGGGUCAAUGAAGCCCAAGAAGCUGCUUCAAGUGAUAAUAUUAUGGUCCAGUACCAUGCAUUGGGAGUUUUGUAUCACCUUAAAAAGAAUGAUCGCCUUGCUGUUUCUAAGAUGUUGAAUAAAUUUACUAAAUCUGGCCUCAAAUCACAGUUUGCUUACUGCCUGUUGAUCCGAAUUGCCAGUCGCUUACUGAAAGAAAAUGAAGAGGGCCAUGAAAGUCCAGUCUUUGAUUUCAUUGAGAGCUGCUUGCGAAAUAAACAUGAAAUGGUUAUUUAUGAAGCUGCUUCAGCUAUCAUCCAUCUUCCUAAUUGUACUGCAAGGGAGUUGGCACCUGCUGUUUCAGUUCUUCAGCUUUUCUGUAGCUCUCCUAAGCCAGCUUUGAGAUAUGCAGCUGUGAGGACCUUGAACAAGGUGGCAAUGAAGCACCCCUCUGCUGUUACUGCCUGCAACCUAGACUUAGAAAACUUGAUCACAGACUCAAACAGAAGUAUUGCUACCCUGGCCAUUACUACACUCCUCAAAACAGGAAGUGAGAGCAGUGUGGAUAGGCUUAUGAAGCAGAUAUCAUCUUUUGUGUCUGAAAUCUCAGAUGAGUUCAAGGUGGUGGUUGUGCAGGCAAUUAGUGCUCUCUGUCAGAAAUACCCUCGAAAGCACAGCGUCAUGAUGACUUUCCUCUCCAACAUGCUCCGAGAUGAUGGAGGCUUUGAGUAUAAGCGGGCCAUUGUGGACUGCAUAAUCAGCAUCGUGGAAGAGAACCCUGAGAGUAAAGAAGCAGGUCUCGCCCACCUUUGUGAAUUCAUUGAGGACUGUGAACACACUGUUCUGGCUACUAAGAUUCUCCACUUGUUGGGCAAAGAGGGCCCCAGAACACCUGUCCCCUCCAAGUAUAUCCGCUUUAUUUUUAAUAGGGUCGUGCUGGAGAAUGAGGCCGUCAGAGCUGCUGCUGUGAGUGCUCUGGCUAAAUUUGGGGCUCAGAAUGAGAAUCUUCUCCCAAGUAUCCUUGUACUCUUACAAAGGUGUAUGAUGGAUACUGAUGAUGAGGUACGGGACAGAGCUACCUUCUAUCUGAAUGUGCUACAGCAGAGGCAGAUGGCACUGAAUGCUACUUAUAUCUUCAAUGGUCUAACAGUCUCUGUCCCAGGGAUGGAAAAAGCCUUACACCAGUAUACAUUGGAGCCUUCAGAGAAGCCCUUUGACAUGAAAUCUAUCCCCCUUGCUAUGGCUCCUGUCUUUGAACAAAAAGCAGAAAUCACACUGGUGGCUACUAAGCCAGAGAAGUUGGCUCCUUCCAGGCAAGACAUUUUCCAAGAACAACUGGCUGCCAUUCCUGAGUUUGUGAAUCUAGGACCCUUGUUCAAGUCGUCUGAGCCUGUCCAACUUACAGAAGCAGAGACAGAAUACUUUGUUCGUUGUAUCAAGCACGUGUUUACCAAGCACAUUGUGUUCCAGUUUGACUGUACCAAUACUCUCAAUGACCAGCUGCUGGAGAAAGUGACAGUGCAGGUGGAACCAUCAGAUUCCUAUGAAGUGCUGUGCUGUAUCCCAGCGCCCAGCCUAACUUAUAAUCAGCCGGGAAUAUGUUACACUCUUGUUCGUUUACCUGAUGACGACUCUACAGCAGUUGCAGGCACCUUUAGCUGCACCAUGAAGUUCACCGUCCGGGACUGCGACCCUGACACGGGGGUUCCAGUGGAGGAGGGGUAUGAUGAUGAGUACGUGCUAGAAGAUCUUGAAGUGACUGUGUCUGACCACAUUCAGAAGGUAAUGAAGCCUAACUUCGCUGCUGCCUGGGAAGAGAUAGGAGACACCUUUGAGAAAGAGGAGACCUUUGCCCUCAGUUCUACCAAAACUCUUGAAGAAGCUGUCAACAACAUCAUCACAUUUCUGGGCAUGCAGCCCUGUGAGAGGUCAGACAAAGUACCUGAGAAUAAAAAUUCCCAUUCCCUCUAUCUGGCAGGUAUAUACAGAGGUGGCUGUGACCUGUUGGUGAGGUCCAGGCUGGCCUUAGCAGAUGGAGUGACCAUGCAGGUGACUGUCAGAAGCAAAGAGGGAACACCUGUAGAUGUUAUCUUGGCUUCUGUUGGAUAAGUUUUUACUGGGCGAGAUGAAGCGGAUGUCAGUGGGCACUGUCAGUGGGCUUUCAGGCCAGUGGCAUGAAUUUCCCAGAAUCAUACUUCUAAAAAUUAAUGACUUUGGAGAAGCAAAUUAAAUGUUUGGCCCUGAGCCAGCAGAUCAAGGAAAUGUCUGUCCUUAUGCAUGUCUUUCUGUUGUUGUUCCUUUUCCUUUUUAUUACACUCAGUCAGCUUUGGUAUAAUAAUAACAGCUUUGGGUGAUCUUGAAAAUCAGAUACUAUCCUAUACCCCAGCUGCUUAACUUCAUUAUAUUCUUUAAUUUAAUGUGUAUCUGAAAGCUCCUGGCAAUGUUGGAAAGCUUUUAUCCCAGAGGGGUGGUAGGGGAGGGGGAGCCAGAGUCCACUUUUGUCAAAAUUCAUUUUUAUUAAUGGAAAAUAAACACUUAUUCCAGAUUCAGUUGUUAUACUUGAAGUUGUUAAUAAAAAAAAUUUUAAAUAA
Messenger RNA from Camelus dromedarius (Arabian camel), 3210 nucleotides. It is a transcript of the gene COPG2, whose product is annotated as COPI coat complex subunit gamma 2. The record is from RefSeq and is a predicted model, not a curated record. Bases 113 to 2728 code for a protein of 871 amino acids. Gene Ontology annotation, cellular component: endoplasmic reticulum; Golgi membrane; endoplasmic reticulum-Golgi intermediate compartment. Gene Ontology annotation, biological process: organelle transport along microtubule; endoplasmic reticulum to Golgi vesicle-mediated transport; intracellular protein transport. The transcript is spliced from 24 exons. Gene Ontology annotation, molecular function: structural molecule activity. NCBI's taxonomy places the organism in Eukaryota, Metazoa, Chordata, Mammalia, Artiodactyla, Camelidae.